This is a messenger RNA of Danio aesculapii, 4628 nucleotides long. It is a transcript of the gene klhl6, whose product is annotated as kelch-like family member 6. Bases 824 to 2668 code for a protein of 614 amino acids. Gene Ontology annotation, molecular function: protein binding. NCBI's taxonomy places the organism in Eukaryota, Metazoa, Chordata, Actinopteri, Cypriniformes, Danionidae. The record is from RefSeq and is a predicted model, not a curated record. The transcript is spliced from 7 exons.
ACAACAAGGUCAUUUUACCUGAAGAACUGCCACUUGCUGCAUUGUUUUCUUACCAUUCACAUUUUAGUUGUGUGUGAAAAUCCUUGUCCAUCAGUGUCUCUCAACCACAUUCCUGGAGGACCACCAGCUCUGCACAUUUUCCAUGUUUCCUUAACCAAACACACCUGAUUCAGAUCAGCAGAGGUUGAAAGACCUGUAAUGGGCGUAACAGACAACAGACAUCUGACAUAAAAACAUGCAGUGUUGGUGGGCCUCCGGGAACGUGGUUGAGAAACCCGGCUGUAGAUCAUCAGUUUCUGAAAUCAUCAGUUUGACCUUAAGCUGAUCAUCUUGACCACGUCUACAUUCCCAAAUGUGUUGCAGUUAUCUGAUUGACUAAUUAGAUAUUUGCAUUGAAUUUCAUUUCAGUGAGCAAUUGAACUGGUGUACCUAAUGAAAUGGCCGAUUAGUGUUAAACAUCUUGCUGAAAUCUUCAAGUAAUUCAUGUUUAUUAUUUCCAGAAAUCCUGAUGUUCAGACAAUAGUGUUUUAUAACUAGAAUAUGAUCUCUUGUUUGUUUCCUUGUUAUUGUUGAAACUUUGUUAUUUCCUCCUACAAAUGCAAAUCAUUUUCAGAUGACCUACAACAGAGGAACUGCCACGAUCUUGUGUAGCUGCAACACUGAACUUGAGAGGUUUUUGACUUCCUCUUUGUAGGCCGUUAUAAAAACAGGAAGCGUACGUGUUAGGAAAGAACAAUUCAGCUGUAGUUUCACCAAGGUCCUGAAAUCACAUGGUGUUCCACUUUAUUCAGAGGAAACAUCUCUGCGUCUGGGACUCCAGAUAAUGGCUGACGCUCCACAGAACAACUCUGAAUGUUCCUCAUCUGGCCAGACCGAAGCUUCAGCUGGAGGUCUGAGUUUGCUGGAGAGCUCGACGCAGGAGAGCCGAGAAGAUGGCCAGGUUUUGUUUGAGGACUCUGUGUUUGCUGGUUGUUUGCAAGAUGGACUGCACGGCCUGUGUCUGGAGGACAGCUUGACGGAUGUGAAUCUCCAUGUACAGAGUCAGAGCUUCAAGUGCCAUCGAGUGGUCCUCGCUGCAGCCAGUCAUUAUUUCAGAGCAAUGUUCUGUAACGACCUGAGAGAAAAGCAUGAAGAAAAUGUAAAUAUUAAAGGCCUUGAUGCUGACACUAUGAGAAUCCUGUUAGAUUACACUUACAAGAGCAAAGUCACCAUCACCAAAGACAAUGUUCAGAGACUGCUUGAGGCCGCCUGCCUUUUUCAGUUUCCGCGUAUUGUGGACGCCUGUGCCAGUUAUCUCGCAGAAGCUCUUCAUCCGGAGAACUGUGUGGGGAUCCUGCAUCUGGCCGAUGUUCACUCACUCGAGUCUCUAAAAACACAAGUUCACUCCUACAUUGUCCAGAACUUCUCCCAGGUGGUGGAUCAUGAAGAGAUCCUGGAGCUUCCCGCGGACGUGUUGGUCAGUCUGAUCCAGCAUGAUGAUUUGGGGGUUACGGAGGAGGAGCAGGUGUUUGAUACGGUCAUCCGCUGGGUGAAGGCUCGAGAGGAUGACAGGACAGCUCUGCUGCCUAGCGUCCUCACACAUGUGCGGCUGCCCUUGCUGGACCCGUGGUUCUUCGUGGAGCGAGUGGAGGGAGACCCACUGAUCCGCCAAUGUGCAGAGGUUUUCCCACUGCUGCAGGAGGCCCGAGUUUAUCACCUCUCAGGAAAAGAGGUGAUCUCUGAGCGCACCAAACCGAGAGUGCAGGAGUUUCAGUCGGAGGUGUUUAUGAUCAUUGGAGGAUGUACAAAGGAAGAAAAGUUUGUAUCAGAGGUCACCUGUCUGGACCCGCUGCGCAGAAGCCGCUUAGAGGUUGCAAAACUGCCAAACACAGAGAUGGAGUCUGAGAGUGAAAACAAGAAGUGGGUGGAGUUUGCAUGUGUCACAUUCAGAAACGAAGUGUACAUCUCAGGUGGCAAGGAAACUCUGCAUGAUGUGUGGAAGUAUAAUGCAUCACUGAACAAAUGGAUCCAGAUUGAGUUCCUCAACACAGGCCGCUGGAGACACAAGAUGGCAGUCGCUGCUGGAAAGGUGUAUGUUUUGGGUGGCUUUGAUGGAACCCAGAGAUUGAACUGUGUUGAAGCCUAUGAUCCUUUUCACAACUGCUGGUCAGAGGCAGCGCCGCUCAUGUUGAGUGUGAGCUCUUUCUCUGCUGCCAGCUUUGACAAAUGCAUCUACGUGAUUGGUGGAGGUCCUAAUGGCAAGCUGGCCACAAACAACAUGCAGUGCUUCGACUCACAAUCAAAUAAAUGGAGCCUUAAGUGCCCGAUGCCGACUGAGGCCAAAUGCACAAAUGCAGUGACCUUUAAGGAUGCCAUUUUUGUUGUUGGUGGAGCGAUGAAGGCUUUGUAUUCCUACUGUCCUCUGGUAGACUCGUGGACGCUGAUAAUCCAGCUGGGCUGUGAGAGAGCCAGCUGUGGCAUUGCUGCAUGCAACAACAAGCUCUUCAUUACUGGAGGCCGCGAUGACAAGAAUGAGGUGAUCGCGACAGUUCUCUGCUGGAACCCGGACACAAAGAAGUUGACAGAGGAGUGUGUGCUUCCACGUGGAGUCUCUCAUCAUGGCAGUGUGACUAUCAGGAAGUCCUACACGCAUAUACGCAGAAUAACACCUGGAACUGCCACUGGAUGACACAUAUAUCAGCUGAAGAGUGCAGUUUUACAGUAUGUAUAGUGGAGACUUUGUUCUUUAGCCUGCUUGUUAGAGCGCCUGCCUUAGUGUGGAACUGAAAGUGUUACAUUGGGCUCUUCUAACAUUUAUCAAGCCCUAUAUGAUCAGGUUUAAAUGGAAGCCCUUAGACUGGCUUUCUUGUUCUCUUGGUGUUAACUUUUAAGUUGAGAUCUUGAUAAAAUGUAAUGUCAAGAACAAAACAUGUUGUGAUAAUAAGAAGAGAUCAAUGCUGCGUCCCAAUUCGCAUACUAUCCGUCCUAAAUAGUAUUUAAAAAUAGAAUUAGUAUGUCCCAAAUCGUAGUAUGUUGAAAAGAGUAUGCCAAAGGUUCCUGAAUGGUUUACUAUUUCUGGUAAAAAUUAAAAAUGUAGAACCAUCCAUACUCUAACCCAGUGUUUCCCAACCCUUUUCCUGGAGGCACACCAACAGUACAUAUUUUGGAUGUCUCCCUUACCUGACUAAUUAACUUCAGGUUUUGGAAUCUCUUCUUAUGUUCUAAUUACGUGAUUCAGGUGUGUUUGAUUAGGGAGACAUUGAAAAUGUGUACUGUUGGUGUGCCUUCAGGAACAGGGUUGGGAACACUGCUCUAACCUGAUAUUGCCCACAGUACAUUUGCACGUUGGACGUGAAUUUGAUUAGAACUACAAACGCUGGUGAAAAGAGUAAAUAAACUACAAACAUGGCAGAUGAACAAGACCAACCGUCAAGUUGAGAGGUUUCGGUAAAGAUGUUUGCAUGACUGUUAAUUAAUAUCUAGCCAACUGGAAAAUAUUUAAAUCGUGUUUUCUGUGUUAUAUUUCAUCUGCAACAACAAUACUGAACUUAUAUAAGGACGUGUUUGGACAUUAACGUUUGAAUGCAUAAAGACCUGAGGAGAUUUCUCUGCAUGAAAAACUUGUGAAUAGCAGAUUAACCUGCCGCUGCUUCUCCAGUAAGAUAGGAAAUUAAAUAUGACAGAAAUGUGGAUGAUGUGUGGAUGAUUGGCAGGGCUCAUAACUAAGCAACACAAUGAUCUGUUAACCGAGAGUAGUAUGUCCCAAAGCUGCUAUACUCUUCUGUUACACACUCAAAAGUAUAUAUUUUUCCUUCACAAAAAAGUACAUACUUUUUAAAGCUUAGUAUAAAUAUGUGAAUUGGGACGCAGCACAAGUUAAAAAGAUCAAAACUGUCGAAAUAAUGAAAAAAAAAAAAAGGUCUGGAUUAAAAAAAUUAAGUUGUGUCAAUGGAAAACUUAAGUUGAGAUGGUGAGUACGUUUCAGCUAUGAUGAUGAGACAACUCGAUCAUGCACUGUAAAUAAAAUUACAUGGAAGACUUCAUUUUUAAGUUGAAUCAAAUUAACAUUCAGAGAUAUUUUACCUGAUUUAAAAUAAUUUUCUAAGUUGAAACAUGAUUAUCUUUUAAUAAGUUAUGAUUAACAAUAAUGUUGGUUGUUUCAAUAAUAUUUUACAGUGAGUAAAUAUUACUAUAUUUAUAAUAUUGAUAGAAGUUUAACUUUAACUUUAAAGUUGUUAUGACUAGAAAACUUUGUGAUUACAAGCAAAAUUAAGUCGUGACAACCUGAAAACAGUUUAUGCUGAGAUUGUGAUAAAACAAUUAUAAUUUAAUAUAAUUUAAUAUAAUUUUAAUAUUAAUAUUUUUUUUCGUUGUUGAGAUGGUGCAAUAAUGCAAAAAAAGUAUUACAAAAUGGUCGAAAAAAAAAACCCAUUUUGUUUACAAGAAAAUCAUCACGAUAAUAAGAACAUUUGCUAAAUCUGGAUCAUGAAAUGGUCAGAAUAAUGAGAAAACUUUUCAUAUCUUGUAAAAAUUUGAAUUAUGAUUGUGAGAACUUAGGUUGUGAUCAGAGCAAAGAAGAAUUAUUACACUGAUAUUAUAAGUCGCAAUAGCUAAAAAAAAAUUAUAGUUUCCACGAAAAUAAAGUACUA